GUCAAACAGUCUUAUACACUUUUAUACUUUCACAUGCCCUAGCUUCUGAGGGCCUAGCAGAAAAGUUAAUAGAAGCCGAUACCAGCUGAUACUUUGAUAUACAGAUUUUUCAUCAUGGCUUCCUUUGCAUGGACUUUUAGAGGGAAUAUCAGCCGGUUUUUAACGGAUGUACAGAUAUUGCAAUAUCUUAUUGUAUUUAUAAGUUUAUUUAAUCUUUCUCUAUGUCUUUAUGAGGACCAAGUGGGAAAAUUCGAUUGGAAACAAAAUUAUGUUGGCAAAAUCAAAUUUGCCAGUUUUGACACAAUUUCAACGGCUAAAAAGAUUAUUGUUGCGACCGAAGAAAAUGUUAUUGCCGCAUUAAAUCUAAAAACAGGUCAAAUAUUAUGGAGAAGGGUAUUAGAGAAAGGAUACGCUGGUCGUAUUCGUACAUUGGGAGGUGUUGCAGAUGGAGAUCUGAUAUCUGUAAGUGGUGGAGUUCCAGCUCUUGUUCGUGCAUGGGAUUUAGCUACAGGGCAUAUACUUAAUGAAUGGCCAAUUGCUGAACAAAACUCUGAUAGACAUGAUUCUACAUUUAGAUCCUUUUCUACAUUGGGAUUGUAUACUGCUAACAGAAUAGAAGAAGUAAAAUGGCAUAUCAAAGAUGGAACAUUACACCAUAUUUUACCUAUCUACAAUAGUGGAGUUGAGGUAACAUCAUAUGAUAGUAAAACUGGUGAAAAAUUAAAAUCAAGAAAAGUAUCAGCUCCAUUUAUAACUUCUGAAACAGAAUGUGUUUUAGUUGCCCCAUAUUUAGCUUGCUUAAAGGGGGACAAUUCUUUAGGCAUGCUGUUUUUAGUACAUUUAUUUAAUACAAAUAUAGAACCUCAAAUGGUUACUAUAAAUACUAUAUUUGGUGCUGGAACACAAGGACCAUACCAAUUGGAAUCUGUACUUGGAGAUGAAACUGUAAUAUCUAUCACUGCAGAUAACAAUCAAAGGAAACGAAUUCUUGUUGUUGGAGAAACUUCAGUUCCAAUUCAAAGAGAUAUUGCAGGUGAUACAACUCUAUAUAUCACUUCUAUAGAUAAUCAAAAAGUAUUGCUAGAAUCAACUUACAGAAAUGAAAUUACAGAAGUUGUAGCAACAGAUCUUUUGACAUUUAAUCCACUACCAAACAUAACUGGAACUUCUUCACAUGUUUCAUUGUUAUCACCUGUAAUAGUGGCAUCAGUUUGUGUACGUCAAACAAAAGGAUUAACAUGCCGUUAUUUGUUGUCUUCACAAGAUCAUAGUAUUGCAUUGUUGCAACAUAACAAAUUAGUAUGGGCAAGAGAAGAGGCACUUGCAAAAAUUGUAGCUGUUGAAAUUAUUGAAUUACCUAUGUCAGAUAGAGAUCAAGCCAUCGAAACAGAAUUUGAUCAGAAAGAAAGUAUUGAUGUAGACAUUUCAUGGGAUGUAUUAAGCAUGAUGUUAAGAAGAAUUAUUUCUCAAUUUAAUCAAGCAAAAGCUUUUAUACAAUCUAUGCUAGACUUGGUUCCACAGCAAUCUAAUCAACGAACCGAUUUAGUACGAGAUAAAUUCAAUUUACAUAAAAUGAUUGUCACUGUUACAUCAGCUGGAAAGAUCUUUGGUAUUGAAACUAGAAAAGGCGAAAUUAUUUGGCAACUUAAAAUACCAAAUAUUCGUGGAUUUAACAAAAUAUCAGAUACAAUGGUUUUAUACGUACAACGAGGAAGUAGGCAUUUUCCUUAUCCACCUCAAUGUGCAUUAUUAGCAGAAGAUAAAGUAUCUGGAGAAGGUAUUAUAUUUACAUUCAAUCCAAUUACUGGACAGCCUUUAGAUGGAUUGAUAAAAUUAGGAUACAGAAUAAAACAAUCUAUGUUACUUCAUGUAACGACAGAUGAUUUUCUACGAGGCAUUCUUAUACUCGAUGCACGAGAUAAAAUUCAUGUCUAUCCUGAAAGUGCAACUACUAUUGCAGCUUCUCUGGGAAAGAAUACUUAUAUAUUUACUGCAGAUCAAACUACAGGCUUGUUAUCUGGAUUUUCUCUUUCAUACAGUACAUCUCAGGAGUUAAUAGCUCAUAAAGUUUGGGAAUUAUUACUCUCUCCAAAAAAUCAAAAAAUAAUACAAGUUAUCUCAAAAAGUCCAAUCGAACGUGUCCACUCUCAAGGUAGAGUUUUAAGUGAUAGAUCUGUCCUAUAUAAAUACAUCAAUCCAAAUUUAGUAGCAGUGGUAUCAGAAGGUGUUGGAAGUACUCACAAAAAUACACUCAAUCUUUAUUUACUGGAUGUAGUAUCAGGUGCCAUGAUAUUUUCUAUUGUGCAUAAAAGAGUUCGUGGUCCAUUUCAUAUAGUACAUUCUGAGAACUGGUUGAUAUAUAGCUAUUUUAAUGAAAAAAGUCGAAGAACAGAAAUUGCAACUUUGGAACUUUAUGAAGGAAAAAUACAGAGUAAUACAACAGUGUUUUCUUCUUUGGUUACAACCAAAUUACCGAUUGUGGAAAGACAAGCAUACAUUUUUCCAGCAUCAAUAGAAUAUAUGAGAGAGACUAUUACAGAGAAAGGUAUCACUAGUAAACAUAUUAUAGUUUCCCUAGCAAAUGGUGGAAUUAUAGAGUUACCAUGGAUGAUGGUGGAUCCUAGACGUCCUAUUAAUCCUGAAAUGCGUGAAGAAGGUGUUAUACCAUAUAUGCCUGAAAUACCAAUUCAUAUGGAUACUAUUAUAAAUUAUAAUCAAAGUAUAUUUAGAGUAUUAGGCAUUCAUACUAGUCCUAGUGGUCUUGAGAGUACCUGUUUAGUUUUUGUAUAUGGAUUAGAUAUGUUCUACACGCGAGUGGCACCAUCUAAAACAUUCGAUGUGUUAAAAGAAGAUUUCGACUAUUAUCUCAUUGUAAUAGUAUUAGCAGCAUUAUUAAUAUCGUCAUAUGUAACGAAGAAAUUGGCAUCACAGAAGGCUCAGAAGCAGGCAUGGAAAUGAUAACAUUGAUUUUAAUAGAGAAUCAAUGUGUAACAUUCUUAAGUAUUUCAUCACUAUAGGCAAAGUUUUUGCUAAUGAUUUGUAAAAAAAACUGUUUUAUAAAUAGUUAAUUAUAAUACGAAGUAAAUGCAUUAGCUUUGUUAUCUAUCCCAGAAUUUUUUAACACAAUGCUGUAGAAUUUAUAUCUUUACUGGUACAAGGCGCACAGAUUAGAUAGUUUUCUUUUAAAAAUUUUAAAUCUACUAAGAGAUAUGCAAUUUAAUGCAUGCUAAGAGGACCAUACAAUUAAAAGAUUAUCGUAAAUAUCUCAUGUUUAAAGAAUAUCAUUUUUUUUAUAACCGACUUAAAUAAAUAGCAUUUUUCUUUGAAAAAGAGUUUUUAUAUAUACAUAUGUGUGUAUAUGUAUAUAUAUAUAUAUAUAUAUAUAUAUAUAUAUAUAUAUAUAUAUAUAUGCGCUGUAAGAAAAAAUCUACAUGUGCAUAUCUUGUACCCCUACAAAGGAUAUCCAAUUUGUUAUAUCAUCAAGUAUUUUACAUUGUCAUGUAAUAUUUUCCAAAAAAAAUUGUUUUCAUAAUUAAUUAUGAUGUUUUUAAAAAAUGUGUAAAAUACAUUGCUUUUGUUAACAUAAUUAUUAUUUUAUUUCUUUUCACAAGUCCAUGAUAAUGAUGGUAUUAAAUCUUAUUCCGCAUGUAUGUGAAUAUUUCUUAAGUAUACAAAUUUAAAUAAUAAAAUAAUUUCGAGCACAUUCCACUUCAGAAACUUGAAGAGAUGUAGCUUUCUUAUAAUAAUAGCAGUGUGUAUUUCAUACAUAUAUAUUGUGUAGUUAUUUAUGAUUAUUGAAUGUAAAUCACCUACAUGUUUCUAGAAGACUUUUAGUCACAUGGAAAAAAUAUUUUUCGUAGUAGUUUCCCGUAUAAGUUUGCGAGUAUAUACAUAUUUAUUUUAUUGAUUAUAUUCUUAUAUUUAGAAAUAACUUUUUAUUAUCUCCUGUGUUUGACUAGAUUUUUUCUUGGAUAUAUGUAAUUAUUAUUCUUACAUUUUUGAGAUAUUCAUUUGGUAUAGCAUUUUCUGUAAUCUGAAAGAAUGUAAAAUAAUGAUGUAUAAAAUUCAUAUAUUGAAAAAAGAAAAUAAAGAAAUAUUUGAAAACAUG
This is a messenger RNA of Vespa velutina, 4108 nucleotides long. RefSeq names its product ER membrane protein complex subunit 1 (gene EMC1). Lineage: Eukaryota; Metazoa; Arthropoda; Insecta; Hymenoptera; Vespidae. Gene Ontology annotation, biological process: protein folding in endoplasmic reticulum. Gene Ontology annotation, molecular function: protein binding. Gene Ontology annotation, cellular component: EMC complex. Bases 115 to 2958 code for a protein of 947 amino acids. The record is from RefSeq and is a predicted model, not a curated record. The transcript is spliced from 16 exons.